AGACACCUCCUCACAUAAACACUACCAACUCGGUCUCAAUACUCUCAACAAAUUGAGUGUCCUUGAUUUCCUCUUCACAAUUUCUCAAAUCUCUACUCAUCAAGAUCUCUCAUUUUCUCCCUAAACCUCUACAAAUCUGUGUUCCAGUCAAGGGUUUUCUAGGGUUUUAGUUAUAAACACCCCUUUCUUUAAGUAAAAUUUCACGAAAUCAAAUGUUACUGAAACAAUGAUGAUGAACAAACCAAAGAAAAUCACGGAGUGUAGUAAUUGCACUUCCAUACAGAAAUGGGUUCUUCAUAACAUCCGUCACAGAGGUGAUAUUCGUAAAUUCUGUACUUCUUGUGUAUUAAAACUUCAUCCUGGUCUAUUUUGCCCUAAUUGUUUUGAAGUUUAUGAAACUUCAAAUCUUUCUUCUUCAAUUCCUAUUACUAGUACUAAUCGUGUGACGUGUUUGAAAUGUCCAUCUGUUGUUCAUCAUGAUUGUAUUAGUAAAGAUAUGGUCAAUCGUUAUGUUUGUCCUACUUGCUUAAACCCUAAUUUCGACUUUGUCGAUUUGGGGAAACCAUUGAGUGAUUCUAUUCCUAGUAGUCGUGUGAUUGAUUUGAAUAAAGCAAAAGUGUUUCUUGCUGCGGCUACGAUAUCCUCUGUGUCUAUGGAAAGGGCGGCUUUGACUCUUAGAGUAGAAGCUGAAAAGAGAGUAAAGGAAGCUGCUAUAGCUAGAAAGAUUGCGAAAGAUGUGUUGGAGAAUGUUAAUGUUGUUGCCAUGGAAGAAAAGGAAAAGAAAGAUAUGAACAUGGAAGUUGGUGGUUCGAGUUCUGUUGUGGUUGCAGUGGAGGAAGAGAAGAAGGAAAAGAAACCAAAAGGAAGUAGAUAUGCUGUUGAGAAAUCGAAAGGAAAUAGUGCUGUUGCUGCUGCUGUUGCAGCCCAAAAACGGUUUCAAAGUCAAGUUUCUCUGGCUUUAACUGAUGGGAAAGGGAAAGAUAAAUCUCGUGAUGGUUUUGGGUCCAGAGAAAUAGAGACGCCGAUACAGUUCUAUUCUCCUCCACCUCCAGUUCAAAAGCCGCUGUCAAAUGGUGUUUUGGGGAAUCAACAAGCUCAGAUCUCAGGUGCAACUCUGCUGGGGAAGGAGAAAAAUGGGCUAAUUUCAUUCGCUCAUGGUGUUAAACAAACCCAAGGAAAUUCGAGUGAAGGUGAGAAAGUGGAUAUGUUCCAAAAUCUGAUGAAGGAGUUCAACAUCUCAACAGGUCUUCAAAAAAAGCAAGCUAAUGGUUUGUAAGUUACCAGCUUCCAUUUGCAUGAUGGAUGACAUGUUACGAAGUAGGUAUUUGAUUGGAAGGUUAUUGUCCUCAUUUUGCAACAGGCGCCAUAUAUGCAGUUCAAAGAGCUUUUUCCAUCUUUAAUAUUUCUGAAUUCAAGACCAAGCUGUUGCAAUGGAUGUAUGGAAGUGGUGGUGGUGGCAUAGAUUUACUGCAUCAAAGGUCGAGCACGGGUGGGGAUGUUGAAACUAGAUGCUUGAAUACCUAAGUUCAUAACUUGUUUAGUAGAUGUGAGUCCUGAAUCUAACCAAAUCCCGGAGGUACUACUACUGUGUUUGAGGAAGCUUUUCUACAAACAAAACAAAACCUGUCAGUUAGGCAGUGCAUUUGCCUUUUAGCAUAUUAACCACGGUUCCAGAUUCAUUGACCGUGAUGCAUGUAUCCAUGAUUCUGGUAAAUAUAACAGGUUAGAAUUGUAAUGAACAUUAAGAAUCAAAUCAUUUGCGCAGCAUUUCAA
Messenger RNA from Papaver somniferum (opium poppy), 1773 nucleotides. RefSeq lists its product as uncharacterized. Bases 227 to 1276 code for a protein of 349 amino acids. NCBI's taxonomy places the organism in Eukaryota, Viridiplantae, Streptophyta, Magnoliopsida, Ranunculales, Papaveraceae. The transcript has 3 exons. The record is from RefSeq and is a predicted model, not a curated record.